Molecule: messenger RNA, 1506 nt
Organism: Trypanosoma theileri
Lineage: Eukaryota; Euglenozoa; Kinetoplastea; Trypanosomatida; Trypanosomatidae
Exons: 1
Coding region: 1-1506 (501 amino acids)
Biological process (GO): protein sumoylation
Molecular function (GO): SUMO ligase activity; zinc ion binding
Source: RefSeq, a predicted model, not a curated record
AUGCUGUUAAUACCACCGCCUAGUGUCCAACAGCCGUGUUUUCCCAUUCAUUCCAUUAUCCAUCGCUUUGAUAUCACAGCAGGCAACAGUAACGGUGUAGUCUUACAACGUAUUGGUCAACCACCUUUUAUAUCUACAUCCUCUUCUUCUUCUUCUUCAUUAUCAUUAUCAACAUUAUCAUCAUCUGUAUGGCCUUCUAUGAAGGAAUGGAAUAGUAAUGAGUUAGAGUUGGUACUCUUCCCAUGUAAAUAUGGAGAUCCCAUGAAACCCAUUGGAUGGCCGUUACUUUCUUUACAUGAGUGUUCAGUGUUUGUAAAUGAUGUUUACAUCACCACAGCACUUCCACGAUGUCCAACGCGGAGUGUCAGUCACCGCACUCUCUCUGGUUUAUUACUCACACCGUAUUUAAAACACAUCAGGGAUGGAAUAAGUGGAAUGAGUAGAAUAGAUCCAAAUGCGGGAUUAAAUCUUCGGAUUACAAGUCAUGCAACUUGGACAGCCACUUUCUUAUUAGCAUGGUGUAAAGUAAUUGAUAUUCCUUUUCUUAUUGAGCAAAGAAUUUCAAGUUUACUCUCUCAAGAUGUGAAUAUGAAAGAUGUAAAGAAGGAAGAUACAUCAUCAUUAUCAUUAUUGUUAGAAAAGGAUAAUGAUAGGAAUAAUAUGAGCAGUACGAGUAGUAGUCCUAGUCGUGCUGGAAGUAUAGAUGGUAGUGAAUCGGAUAUAGAUGUGGAUAGUGGAUGGGUAGAUGAGGGAAAUGUGAAUACGUGUGAGGAUCCUUCUUCUUAUUCUCAUUCUAUUACUACUGCAGAUAAUAAACAGAAGGAACCUGCCAACAAUGAUAAUAACAAUAAUAACAAUAAUAAUACAUCCUCAUUAGGAGGAACCGUAUUAGAGGAUGAUAAUGCCUUGGAUGAUACGGAGGCUAUUGUUACGCUUCGUUGUCCUCUCAGUUAUCAACGUAUUCGAAUAGCGGGAAAAGGAAAAGACUGCGCCCACUUGGCUUGUUUUGAUAUUCCCACUUAUUUGGAAUCUGCACUUCGCAGUAGUGCGUGGAACUGUCCAAUAUGUGAUCUACCUGUUUAUAUAAAUGAUAUUCAGGUAGAUCACACACUACAGUCUGCACUAGAUACUAUAAGUAAAGCCAAGAAGAAUGAUGAGAAUAAUAAUAAUGAUGAUAAUAAUAAUGAUAGUGAUGAGGAAGAGGAAGAUGAUAAAGUUGUGCUCUUUGGACCAGGAAAUCGUGAAUGGCGGCGUGUACAAAAGAAAUGCAAAUACACUUCAAGAGGUGAAACGGAGAUGAAUAGUUAUGGGAACUCGAAUGUGGAUGAGAAAAAGAAACAACAACAACCACAAGUGAAAAAGGAAGUCGUUGAUGUGGAUAUAAGUGAUGAUGAUGAUGACAAUGUUGAUAAUAAUAAUAAAAAUAAUAAUAAUGAUGAGAGGGAAGUUGUUGCAUGCCCUACAAUCAUGAAUGGUCGAAAACGUGGUCGAUCUGAGAACGUCUAA